CACUUCAGCCACCGCCUACACCCCGUGCCUCUCACCGCCGGGCACAAGCGGGAGGCGGCCGCGCUGCGAGCCGCUCUCGGGCAGCGGGAAGUGUAUUAAUCCCCCGAGGAGGGACGUUUCUGCCGCUGUCCUACUGAGCUCCCCGCGGGUUGCAUGACUCUUUGGCGAUGAACGCGGCCAGAAGUGGCUACCGGGUCUUCUCGGCCAACUCUACCGCAGCCUCCACCGAGCUGGCGAAGAAGAUCACGGAGCGUCUUGGUGCUGAGCUGGGGAAAUCUGUGGUGUACCAGGAAACCAAUGGAGAAACAAGAGUUGAAAUAAAAGAGUCUGUCCGUGGACAGGAUAUCUUCAUCAUACAGACAAUCCCCAGAGACGUGAAUACUGCUGUCAUGGAGCUGCUGAUCAUGGCCUAUGCACUGAAGACUUCCUGUGCUAGGAACAUCAUUGGAGUCAUCCCCUACUUCCCCUACAGCAAACAGAGCAAAAUGAGGAAGAGGGGCUCCAUAGUCUGCAAGCUGCUGGCUUCAAUGCUUGCCAAGGCAGGUUUAACACAUAUUAUCACUAUGGACCUUCACCAAAAGGAAAUCCAAGGCUUCUUCAGCUUUCCAGUAGACAACCUGAGAGCAUCCCCUUUCUUGCUUCAGUAUAUACAGGAAGAAAUUCCAGAUUACAGAAACGCAGUUAUUGUAGCCAAAUCUCCUGGUGCUGCUAAAAGGGCCCAGUCCUAUGCUGAGAGGCUGCGCCUGGGGCUGGCAGUGAUCCAUGGGGAGGCUCAGUGCACGGAGCAGGACAUGGAUGACGGGCGUCACUCCCCUCCCAUGCUCAAAAAUGCAACUGUGCAUCCUGGCCUGGAGCUGCCAUUGAUGAUGGCCAAGGAGAAACCGCCAAUAACUGUGGUUGGAGACGUUGGAGGAAGGAUUGCCAUCAUUGUGGAUGACAUCAUCGAUGACGUGGAAAGCUUUGUAGCUGCUGCAGAGAUCCUGAAAGAGCGUGGAGCCUACAAGAUUUUUGUGAUGGCUACUCAUGGGCUCCUGUCAGCAGAUGCCCCUCGUCUCAUAGAGGAAUCCUCCAUUGAUGAGGUGGUGGUGACCAACACUGUUCCUCACGAGGUGCAGAAGCUGCAGUGUCCCAAGAUAAAGACUGUGGAUAUCAGUUUGAUCCUCUCGGAGGCCAUCCGGCGGAUCCACAACGGCGAGUCCAUGGCUUAUCUCUUCCGCAACAUCACUGUCGAUGACUAGACCUGAGCCUGCCCCUGUCCUGGAUUCCACAAGAGAGGGAAAUCUGCAUGGAAAGGCAAUACCAUAAAACAUAGGCAUAACACAGCUGUUUAUUUUUGUAGGAGUGUUGAGGUUUUCAGGGUCUUGAGCCAUGAGAUCUAAUAGGAAAAAAAAAAAUCAACCUGACCAGCACUUUACAAGUCAAUAGAAGGGGCCACUGGCAAUGGGGGGAAUUACACCUUAAUUGAGAGAGAUGGAGAAAUGAGAUGGUGUUGAAUUUUUAAGUUCCUUUAAUGAUGGGGUUUUUUUUGUCUUUUUUUUUUAGUGUGUUUUCUCUUGCCCUGUAGGAGCAGAAAGAAAAGCUAAACAGAAGUAGCUGUCAGCUUAUGAGAAGGGAACAGGGACUGCUCAUUGCUGUGUGGGCAGUGAGAGCAGCCUUUGGGGUUGUUUCUGCCUGUGUCUCACCCCAGAGCAUGGAAGGGAAUGUUCAGGCUGUGCUGCUGCCAGAGCUGAGCCAACAGCAGCUCUGUGCCAGCUCAGUGGCCUCUCCUCUCCUGCACAGCAGAGCAGGGACUUUCAUCAAAGCUAAGUUAGCAGAACAUCCCGAAAGGACAGCUUAGGGCAACCCACUGGCAGGGCUGCUCCCAUCCCUGGGUCAGGGAGCUGGGAACAGGCUCACGUGUGUGUCCCAGCAGAGCAGGGAAUGCUAGAUAAUGUGUUGGCCUUUUCAUUUUGCGAGCUUUGGAUCAUUAUUGCUCUUCAGUGACAAGUCAUGUGAGGGUCUUGCUCCUCUCUGGAACACUUGUCUGCACUGCAAAACCAGGCACGAUUUUUGAAGUUGCCUGGGGCUGAGUUUGUGGCAGAGUCUUGUGGGGAAGGGAAGUUGGAACAAUAUCUGCUUCUAAUGCAGCUGUGCUCUCCAAAACACUAACACUGAACCUGCAAUAAAAAGUAUAAGACUUUUCA
This is a messenger RNA of Haemorhous mexicanus (house finch), 2183 nucleotides long. It is a transcript of the gene PRPSAP1, whose product is annotated as phosphoribosyl pyrophosphate synthetase associated protein 1. Gene Ontology annotation, cellular component: ribose phosphate diphosphokinase complex; cytoplasm. Bases 168 to 1238 code for a protein of 356 amino acids. Gene Ontology annotation, molecular function: ribose phosphate diphosphokinase activity; magnesium ion binding. Gene Ontology annotation, biological process: purine nucleotide biosynthetic process; 5-phosphoribose 1-diphosphate biosynthetic process. The transcript is spliced from 11 exons. The record is from RefSeq and is a predicted model, not a curated record. NCBI's taxonomy places the organism in Eukaryota, Metazoa, Chordata, Aves, Passeriformes, Fringillidae.